Cordyceps fumosorosea ARSEF 2679 is the source of this 4695-nucleotide messenger RNA. RefSeq names its product RNA polymerase II mediator complex component Srb8. Lineage: Eukaryota; Fungi; Ascomycota; Sordariomycetes; Hypocreales; Cordycipitaceae. Gene Ontology annotation, cellular component: mediator complex. The transcript is spliced from 3 exons. The record is from RefSeq and is a predicted model, not a curated record. Gene Ontology annotation, molecular function: transcription coregulator activity. Bases 1 to 4695 code for a protein of 1564 amino acids. Gene Ontology annotation, biological process: regulation of transcription by RNA polymerase II.
AUGAGCUCUAGGAAUCCCAAGGGCGCCCAGCAACGGGCCCAGCAACGGGCGCCCACCGGCUCGGCUCUCCAGGCUCAUCAGCGCAGCAUCUCGUCCUCACAUAUACCGCCCCCUUCGCCCGUCCGCAGAGAUGGCCUCCCCGACCACAGCCAACCGACCGACCCUGCCGACACCUCGUCGCAGGCGGGCACCGCUGGCCGCCACGGUGCUACGCCGAGGCGCACUGCCGGUUCCAAACUCCGAAUCGAGCUCUCCAACGACGACAGCCUGACACCCGGGCCCGUGACCGACUCGCCCCAGGGCACGCCUUCCGUCAUGUCCCACAGUGCCGGUUUCGAUUCGAGCGCAGAUGUCAGCGGUCACGGGAGCCCGGCGCUGUCCCGAGCCUCCCAAUCCGACCUUUCCAUACCCCGGAUGCCCAUGCCUCGACGCCGAGCUCCUCUGCAGCGCUUCGUUCCUAGCAACAAGACGGCCGCGCCGCCCACCGCACCGAUAAAACGCGACUCCAAGCCUAAACAAUAUACCAUCGAGGUGCCUGCCGCCGCCCCGCGAUAUCUGACCACAAACAAGCCCGACACUCUUCACCGCGAUCCCUUUAACAAAGGCCUCUUCUCCGGCCAUGCCGACUUCUUCCCCUGGACCGGCCGCCACCACGAAGACGAAUGGAGCACCGAAGCGAUACAAAAGGGAACAUGGGACCGUGGCAGUCAAAAUGAGACUUCCUCUGCUCGCCUUGCUGUCUACCCGUCUCUUAAGCAGAAGACGGGUCUCAAUGCAUUGUCAACCAUUUUCAUGGGAGUCCUCAACCAGCGACGGAACCGCGGCCAAAUCACAGCUCCCUCGACGUUCAAGCCUCCUCCGCGAGUCACACUCACCGAUACGAAACGUGAGGUGUGGCUCAAGGAUCUGGCGAACCCGACCAUUUCGCUGCGACGCCUCAGCCGCACCAUCCCUCAUGGUAUCCGCGGCCGAACACUUCUCGACCAGUGCCUCAACAAAAACGUACCUACCGAAAGGGCUGUCUGGCUUGCCAAGUGCGUCGGUGCUAACGAGAUCCGCGCAUUCAAGCGCAAGGGUGUCACUGGCGCGCUGGUCAUGGGGAACGAGCUCAAAUGGAUUAGGGACUGGACCAUUUUUGUGGAACAGUUUGUCGACUCUGUUGUCUCCUCGGUUGGGGAGCCUGACUGGAAGCACAGAGUGACGUAUUCAAUCCGCCUCGCUACCGUCCUCUACUCCGAACACUUGCUAGACCGCGACCAUUACCUAGACUGGAUUGUCUCGGGUCUGGAAAACAGCAGUCAAGCUAAGCUCCCUAUGUGGAUAUUGAUUGCGCAGAUAUGUUGGACAGACAUACUGCGGUCGAGGAAACCAGGUCGUCGCCUUGUCUUCGCCCUACUGAACCAUCUAAACACCAUAUACAACGACCCCGAUCGCGACAUUCUAAUACCCCUCUCAAAUCAAUUGGUGUCGCUACUCAAGUCUCUCGUCGCAAAGAACCCGGAGAGCUUCAUCCAACCACUCCAGUGGCUCAAAUACCGAGAUUGCCUCUCGGCCUUUCUCUCAACCGACGAGCGAGCAAUACAGCAAGCAUUGCGUUCCAUAAACCACAGAAACUCGGAACUCUUGGUCUCCACCGCCGCCUCCCCGCCCGUCGGUGGCAAAGAGCACUUGGUCAAGCUUCUGGACACCACGUUACAUGGCAAGGUUGACCAUGACCUGUCAUCCAAGUGCUGGGCAAUCUCAGAGGAUAAGACACAGAUUCUCAAGACUGUCAUUGAGUGGGUCACGUCAUUCCAUCGCCCAGGACUGGAGAAGAUCUAUACCGCGACCAACUUGCUGCGGUCCUGGGCAAGCUUUCGUGUUAACACCACGGGUGCUAUUCUCGACACUUUGGACUCCAUCGAGCCCGACGAUGAAGUGCGGAAGCAGGCAGUUUACCGUCUGGUUAUCGAACUGGCGCGGACUGGGCACUUCUCUGUCUCCCAGUACAUACAGUGGCUGAUUGCCCGAGGUAAUUGCCAUAAUGCUGCCGACGUGGAAGAGACAGGUCCAUGUGCCUCUAGGCUUCUCGUCGAGCUGCCUGUCUCUUGCAUACCUGAGGACCGCAAGAUGGAUCGCGCCAACUUGCUACGCCGCGCUGCCCACUACGAUGUUGCUGAUGAAGCUCGCGAUAUUUCUACUGCCAUUAAGUGUGUCAAUCAGACUAUCGGGCUACCACUGCCAAAUGUGGACGACUACGCGGCCCUGCCAAGCAAGCCUCUUCCGCUGCGCAAACUUGUCAAUCGCAUCAGUGUCAGCAGCUUUGCUCUCAAAAGCGCCGUCGGUGUUCAUCUUUGCAACGAGUUUCGCAACCUGCUUCCGCCACGCCUCGACACCGACGUUUCCUUGAAUGUGUUUACGUCAAGUCGCACGAUUCUCGAAUCAACUAAAGACUUUUCCAUGCUGGGCGAGGUUCUCAAGAGCUGCUCCAAAAUGUCCAACAUUGAAGUUCUCGCUGUUUGUGUAGACACAAUCAACGUCAAUCUCGAGGUCCUUCUUGCGGUUGGUAUCGCGGAUGAACUUUUUGCUCUCUAUUUUGAGCGACUCAAGGCAGCGAGUCGUGAGCACGGUCUGGUGGCUCGUCCUCUGCUUGCUGCCCUGUCGUCGUUAGCACAGCGGAUGCCAAAUCAGAGCGUAAUGGCCAAGAACCUGCAGCAGGAGCUGACGCAGACUGACCGUACUAAUCCUAUCGACGCCUGCUCUCCUGUCUCGGACAACAUGGUUAGCCAAGCCACGAGCCCAGAGGGCGAGUUCUCGGAGCAGAUUGAUAAGCUGCUGGCAACAGGAAAUAGCGUUGACCACCCGACGAUGAACCGUCUAUUCCUCAACAUUGUUCCCCGUCUCGAAGCCGGAUGGAACAAGCUAGACGCGAGUCGCCGAGUCUACGCCUCGCUGCUUGCCAGGCUGCGCAUCUUUGACUCUCAGCAUUUUGAUAAGCUCAUGAGUGAUUGGGUCAGCCACAUUCGAUCACUCAAGGAGCGGCCUGCGUUGCUGGAGCUGCUUCCGCUACUUGUCAGUCUCGGCUGCCUUACCAUGGUUACCGUGCUACAUACGGCCAAUGCAGCUCCCGUCGCAGCAAACGUCACCGCUGUCGACUCAGGACCACCGCGCGGCUCGGCCAUCUACCUCCAAGAGCUUUUGCAGCUCAUCCUCCGCAAGCUGCCCAAACAGAGCCCACUAACUGCGGAGGAAUCCUACCGCUUUGUCGUCUACCAGCAAGCGGCAAAGAUAGAGCAUUCCAAGGCACUACUGCUCUUGAUCCGCAAUGCGGUUCAAGAGUACUCGAUCCUUCGCAGCCGCUCUACCACAACCGCGCUCCCGCUUGACGAUCGCACCUGUCAGGACGAUGUGCUAGAGGCUCUCCGGGUUCUGGUGGUGACCAAUUCUACAGCAGCCGCAGAAGCGCUCAGCAUGAAGGAUCUGGCUCCCGAUGCGUCCGCUCUGAUCAGGACUGUGGCCGCCAAACUUCUUACCCCCGGCGACGAGAAUAGGAGCUCCUCGUUUGACAAGAUUCUGGGUCUGGCUAACGAGCUUACGAUGCCGUUUUGUCAGCUGAGUCUCAGCAUGGAGCUCUCGUUGCCGCAGGAUAACCGCAUCGCGGGCAACGAGCCGCAGGAGUCGCAAUUUGACGUUUUCGCCAGGGCAAUGGACAGCGCGAUUGAAGCUCGCAACAUAUUGUGGACGAGCAUGCUGCCCUGCCUCAGCGACGAUAUCACGCAGCACCUGCGCAGCCAGGCUCACGGACGCUUCCUCAAGAUGAUCCCGUCAUCCAAGGCUACCAACUUUGCUGAGCUGGCCACAAGCGAGGAUAGGAUUCAGCUGGCUAAGAAUCUGCUCGGCGUGAUCGAGGCCAUCAUCUCUGCCCAGCCACCGUCAAAGUCAGCACAGUUGACGACGACGCUGGUGGACAAGCUCACGGACUUGUGGGAGAUUGUCUCGGUUCGCGAGGCGUCGGCGGCCCAGGACGCCAUCCGUAAGCACUGGCUGCCGUUUUUGCUGCGCUUCAUCACCCUUCACAGUAUAUACUCAUCGUCAGCCUCGGACACUUCCACGGCAACCGCAUCCACAGCCACGCCAGGCUCCUCGGCCGUCAACAAAGCUGUCAGCAACGUCGUCGCCCCGGCGGCAUCCGCUACCACCACCGCUAACAGCAAUCACGAGGCGCGGGCGCGCAUUGUUCUUGUCCUCUGCGGGAUCCUGUUCGCUCUCGAAUCGCAGCAAACACUCCCGCCCGACGGCAAGCUCGCGCAGCAAGUCUUUGACAUUGCGCUGCUCCUCGUGGACGCCCUGCCCGACGAUAUGCGACUACAUUGCGCUCGGAACGUGCUAGCCAACCCAUCGGCCGUUCCCAGCAGCGGGACGAGCGCGACAUCACGCAGCGGCACGUCGGAUCCGCGCAUCUACUACCUCUUUAGCGCGCCGCGGCCGACGGCGGCAGACAACCUGAUGCUGGCGCACCGGGAGAGGGGCUCGAUCCCGCUGAGCGCCGCGGCGCGCGGCCUCGGGGCCAUGUACGGCAUCGGCCCGACGCUGCAGGAGCGGUACAGCCACUUUGCGCUGCGCCGCUGGGAGGCGCUCAGCGAGCCGACGCCCAACGUGGGCGAGAACGACACGAGCCUGUCGCUGGGCCUGUUUGAGGCUAUCAAGAUUCAGUAG